GGCUCAGCAUCGGGCCGGGGCCGGGGGGCCGCCGGGGCCGGGGGGCGGCGCUCCGGCCCGGCCCGGCCCCGCCCGAUGUCCAUGAGUGCGAACACCAUGAUCUUCAUGAUUCUGGGGGCGUCGAUCGUGAUGGCCAUCGCGUGCUUGAUGGACAUGAACGCGCUGCUGGACCGAUUCCACAACUACAUCCUCCCGCACCUGCGGGGCGAGGACCGCGUCUGCCACUGCAACUGUGGCCGGCACCACAUCCACUACGUGAUCCCAUACGACGGGGACCAGUCGGUGGUGGACGCCUCAGAGAACUACUUUGUGACGGACAAUGUGACCAAGCAGGAGAUCGACCUCAUGCUGGGGCUGCUGCUGGGCUUCUGCAUCAGCUGGUUCCUGGUGUGGAUGGACGGCGUACUGCACUGUGCCGUGCGUGCCUGGAGGGCCGGCCGGCGCUACGAUGGCUCGUGGGCCUGGCUGCCCAAGCUGUGCAGCCUGCGGGACCUGGGCCGGAGGCCGCACAGGCCCUUCGAGGAGCCGGCGGGGAACAUGGUGCAUGUGAAGCAGAAACUCUACCACAACGGGCACCCGAGCCCACGGCACCUGUGAGCCGCGCCCAGGACUCAGGGCUGCUGUGCAGACCAGACCGACCCCGCGGAGGCCCAGCUGGCCGAGCGGGACUGCGGCCUCAGGCCCAGGGUGUCCUGGCCUGUGGCUGGCCGGGUUGUGGCUGCAGGGCAGGUCCAGCGGAAGGUGCUGUCUCUUCUUUUUAUAAAGGGGGUGGGGUGGGGGCUGGGGUGGGGCUGGCCACCGGGCCUCAGGGCAGGACACAAGGGCAGGCUCUGUCCUAGAGGGGCUGGGGGCCAAGGGGGGUGGGUCCUCAGUAGGGACAGGUCUGGCCAGGGUCAGGACUGGACUCAGGCCACAUCUGAUUGAAAGCUGCUGUUUCCUGUGCACUGUGUUGUCCGUCCAUCCAUCCGUCCGUCCGUUUGGUCUGGAGUGGGGGGAGGCGCCAGGGACUGCGCCGUCAGCACACGGGAGCAUGUGCAUGGGGCGUGUGCGACUGAGAGUGGUACAGGAGGGAGGACAGGCCCUCGGCAGCUAUCAAUAAGGGUGGGGCCUGGGCACCCCAGCACCUCACUGUGAAGCCCACCCUGCCUGGCCAGUAAACUCUCCAGAAAGCUCCA
Marmota monax (woodchuck) is the source of this 1175-nucleotide messenger RNA. RefSeq names its product transmembrane protein 240 (gene Tmem240). The coding region runs from base 76 to 597 and encodes 173 amino acids. The transcript has 4 exons. The record is from RefSeq and is a predicted model, not a curated record. Lineage: Eukaryota; Metazoa; Chordata; Mammalia; Rodentia; Sciuridae.